GUGCAGGGAGGGAGGGAGAGACUGAGAGAGGGAGGAAGGAGGGAGCUCCUACUGCCGCCACGCCACUCUUGCUGCUGCUUCUGCACCUACGAGCGAGCGAGACUGUGCCUCGCAGAGAAAGUGAGAGCAGGCAGGAGCGCAGCGGACCAAUCUGGGAGCCCCAGAGAAACCAGGACUGCGAGGUCAAGCAGGCAAGAAGGCAAGCUGGCUAGGAGAGCAGCCUCCCCGGGAGCCCAGGCGGCGGAAGAAGCGAGAUACAGGCUUUGAUCCAAUCAGAGGACUAGAUCCGCGCUGGGCUCCAACUCUCCGCCUCUCUCUUUCCCCCACCCUGCUUGUCUUUAUUCUUCCCUCUCUUCUACUCCCCCUCCCCCCCUCGCACAACUGCAACAGCUGCAAAAACUGCUGUCGGUGAUCUCGCAGGUCCUUUCGUUGGGCUGGCCGGGGGGGCUGCAGCAUGGCUUUAUCGUGGAGAAGCUGGUUAGCAAACGAAGGGGUUAAACACCUCUGCCUGCUCAUCUGGCUCUCUCUCAAUGUCCUACUUUUUUGGAAAACCUUCCUGCUGUAUUAUCAAGGACCAGAGUAUUAUUAUCUCCACCAGAUGUUGGGGCUAGGAUUGUGUCUAAGCAGAGCUUCAGCAUCAGUUCUCAACUUCAACUGCAGUCUUAUUCUUUUACCGAUGUGCCGGACAUUGUUGGCCUUCCUGCGGGGCUCCCAGAAGGUUGCAAGCAGAAGAACAAGAAGGCUUUUAGAUAAAAGUAGAACUUUCCACAUAACCUGUGGUGUUACCAUAUGUAUCUUUUCAGGAGUCCAUGUUGCUGCCCAUCUGGUGAAUGCUCUGAACUUCUCUGUGAAUUACAAUGAAGAUUUCCUUGAAAUAAAUGCAGCAAGAUAUCGAGAUGAGGAUCCCAGGAAACUUCUCUUCACCACUGAACAGUUUAAAUGCAUGCACAUAUAUUUAUCUAUUUACACAUUUAUUUUAGUUCCUGGAUUGACGGGGGUCUGCAUGGUGUUGGUGUUGUUCCUCAUGAUUACAGCUUCUACAUAUGCCAUUAGGGUUUCUAAUUAUGACAUCUUCUGGUAUACCCACAACCUCUUCUUCGUCUUCUACAUACUGCUGAUGCUGCAUGUCUCAGGAGGGCUCCUGAAAUAUCAAACUAAUCUCGAUGCACACCCUCCUGGCUGCCUCAGUCCUAAUAGAACUCGCCACCUGAAUAUUCCCCUGCCACAGUAUUUCUCGGAGCAUGUUCCUGAACCCUUUCCUGGAGGAUUUGUAAAUCCUGAGCUGUUUAUACAGAACGAGUUUGUGAAAAUCUGUGCAGAGGAGCCCAAGUUCCAAGCAAAUUUUCCUCAGACUUGGCUUUGGAUUUCAUUACCAUUAUGCCUCUAUUGUGCUGAAAGGCUUUACAGGUGCAUUAGAAGUAAUAAGCCUGUGACAAUCAUUUCAGUCAUCAGUCAUCCAUCAGAUGUCAUGGAAGUUCGAAUGAUCAAGGAAAACUUUAAAGCCAGACCUGGCCAAUAUAUUAUUCUUCACUGUCCAAGAGUGUCUGCACUAGAAAACCAUCCAUUUACUCUUACAAUGUGCCCAACUGAAACCAAAGCAAUAUUUGGAGUUCAUUUGAAAAUAGUUGGAGACUGGACAGAAAGAUUUCGAGAUUUGCUGCUCCCUCAGUCUGGACAAGAUUCAGAGAUUCUGCCCUUCAUCCAGCCAAGGAACUAUCCCAAGCUAUACAUCGAUGGACCUUUUGGGAGUCCCUUUGAGGAAUCGUUGAAUUAUGAGGUCAGCUUGUGUGUGGCUGGAGGUAUCGGAGUGACUCCUUUUGCAUCAAUACUCAACACACUGCUGGAUGACUGGAGACCUUACAAGCUCAGAAGACUGCAUUUCAUCUGGGUGUGCAGGGAUAUCAAGUCCUUCCAUUGGUUCGCAGAUUUACUCUGUGUGCUGCAUAACAAGCUUUGGCAGGAGAACCGGCCUGACUAUGUGAACAUCCAGCUGUACCUCAGUCAGACAGAUGGAAUACAGAAAAUAAUUGGUGAAAAGUAUCAAGCACUGAAUUCUAGACUUUUUAUUGGAAGACCUCGAUGGAAACUUCUCUUUGAUGAAAUAGCCAAAUGUAACAGAGGGAAAACAGUUGGUGUUUUCUGCUGUGGACCCAGUUCAAUUUCCAAGACUCUUCAUCAGCUGAGUAACCAGAACAAUGCUUAUGGGACAAAAUUUGAAUACAAUAAGGAGUCUUUCAGCUGAAAGCACUUGGGAACUGACAAGGACAAGGAUGGACUCUUCAAAAGGAUCUAGUGCAAUUUUUUAGACUUCUAAAGUCAGCCACAGUCAACAGAUAAUGAGUGCCCAAGAAUAGUGAGGUUUUCUUAUUUAUGAUUAUUUAAAAUGUUAAUGUAGGGGAGAUGGAAGAAUGAUGAUCCAUCCACAUGAGUUUAAUCUGGGAACCAAAGAGGAUCAGCAAAGUGUGGACUACCAUGAUUUGGUGUUCAAUGCUUGCAUUAAAAAGAAAGCCAUUAGAUACACACGGUUGAUUUUAUGGCUGAUUGAAGAGCUCCCCAUUGAGUGGCUGAACUUUCUCCUCACGAGGCUGAUUGCCUCUGUCAUCCUUCAGUUAUUUUUGGUUGAACAGGUUCCAGAUUGAUCAAAAUUAAAAAUUCAUACAUAAAGUCAGACUACCUUCUGUGCUUUGUAUACAAACAAAAUAGUUUUAAUUUGGAAAAAAAAACCUCUAGGCAAAUGUACUAAUAUUUUAGACACAGCAACCCAGGACACUUUAUUAAUACGGGUACUCUGUCAACAUCAAGCCACUUCACUACUGAUGCUGAUACCUCCAUUUAAUGCCCACAGCUCCUAGGCUAUGGGAUGGAAGUUUGUGUGAGUAUGGAUAUGGCAUAUAUAUUUUUAUGUUUUAAUUUUAGCCUUGUAUUCAGUCCAGGGAUUCUACUAUUCCCUGACAGGGGUUGAACCAAAUGUCCUCAUAGUCCCAUCCUUACCUUCUUUGGUCUUUGGGAAAACAAACAAACAAACAAACAUUAGCCUGAGUAUCAGAGGACCUCUUCCACCAAUUAACUUUAUAGUCUUGUCAAAAUCAUCUGACCUCUCUGAGCCUCAGUUUUUUCAUUUGUAAAAUCAGGAAGGGGGUUGGUGUAGAUGGCUUUAAAGUCCUUCUCGCCUUUAAAAUUUCAUGAAUUUAUGACCCUUCUUUAUAAAAAGGAGGAAAAAUGGGAUAUUAUGUGUGUACAGUAUCUUGAUGAUUGUUACUCCUUCCCUUUGAGCAAAGAUGCUCUUUGCAUCUUCUCAUGGUAGAGCCCUUCUUUGUUGAGAAUCUGUUUAAUAUAAAUUUGGAGAAUAAAAUACUUCACUUCUUUUCUAAGCUUGCACAGAAUAAGAUAUUCGUGGGCAUUCCUUGGCUGUGGAACUCUCUGAGAUCACUGAAAGUGUCACUUUACAUAAGCAGAAAGUGGUUAUUUUACCAGGCACAUGCCACUAGAAUUUUUGCAAUUUAACUCUGGCAUUAAGAAUCAGUUAUUACAGGUUACAGAGCUAAUAACUCCAGUAUUAAAGAUGUUAUUUUGCAACAUCUAAUCUCAGCAAUGAUAUAUAAUAAAUAUUCUUAACAUUAUACUCAA
Messenger RNA from Phascolarctos cinereus (koala), 3627 nucleotides. Lineage: Eukaryota; Metazoa; Chordata; Mammalia; Diprotodontia; Phascolarctidae. The record is from RefSeq and is a predicted model, not a curated record.